Molecule: messenger RNA, 1419 nt
Organism: Aureobasidium melanogenum CBS 110374
Lineage: Eukaryota; Fungi; Ascomycota; Dothideomycetes; Dothideales; Saccotheciaceae
Product: aldehyde dehydrogenase
Exons: 3
Coding region: 1-1419 (472 amino acids)
Molecular function (GO): oxidoreductase activity, acting on the aldehyde or oxo group of donors, NAD or NADP as acceptor
Source: RefSeq, a predicted model, not a curated record
AUGAACGUUUACAGAAAAUUCCAUUCUGGAGCUGAUGAAAGUGUCAGAGACGAGACAGAAAUUGCGACAGUACAAGCUGCAGGUUCUGAAGACGUGGAUAUUGCAGUCAAAGCUGCCAAAGUUGCCCUCAAGAGUCCAGCAUGGAAGCUCCUUCCCGCAACGGACCGUGGAGUCUUGAUGAACAAACUUGCAGAUCUCAUGGAGAAGAAUGUCGAGCUCCUUGCUACCAUCGAUGCAUGGGACAAUGGCAAGCCAUUUUCGGAGGCUUUGACCGGAGAUCUUCCCGAGGCCAUUGGUACAAUCAGGUACUAUGCCGGGUUUGCGGACAAGUCGUUCGGUCAAACGAUCAGCACCACGCCGCAGAAGUUCGCGUACACGAUUCGACAGCCCAUUGGAGUCGUUGGACAAAUCAUUCCUUGGAACUAUCCCCUGUCUAUGGCUUGUUGGAAGCUUGGACCCGCUCUGGCGUGCGGUAAUACUGUCGUCCUCAAGGCUGCUGAGCAGACUCCCCUAAGCAUCUUAGUGUUCGCAACUCUCGUCAAAGAGGCAGGUUUCCCGCCCGGCGUAGUGAACCUGAUCAACGGGCACGGCAGAGAAGCCGGGGCAGCUCUUGUCAGUCACCCAGAUGUGGAUAAGGUUGCUUUUACCGGAUCUACCGCGACUGCCCGCACUAUCAUGAAGCUUGCAGCUGGCACUCUCAAAAACAUCACGCUCGAAACUGGAGGCAAGUCUCCGUUGUUGGUCUUCGACGAUGCCGAUCUCGAUCAAGCUGUGAAAUGGUCCCACUUUGGCAUUAUGUCUAACCAGGGUCAAAUCUGUACGGCAACGUCAAGAAUCCUGGUACAGAAGACGAUCUAUGAAUCGUUUAUUCAGGCUUUCAAGGAUAGAGUGCUGUCGACUAGCGUGGUAGGCGAUCCUUUCGAGUCCAAAACUUACCAAGGUCCGCAAGUCACCAAGCAGCAGUACGAUAGCAUCCUCUCCUACAUAGAACGAGGCAAGUCUGAGAAUGCGACACUAGUCUGCGGUGGCGGACCUGUGGAAGGAACCAAAGGCUACUUCAUCGCUCCUACUGUAUUCGCCGACGUAACUGACGACAUGACGAUCUACCAAGAGGAGAUCUUCGGUCCGGUGGUUGUCAUUUCCAGUUUUGACACAGAGGAAGAAGCAGUAAUCCGGGCAAACAACACUACAUACGGACUUGGAGCCGCUGUCUUCACCAAAGAUCUUCAGCGUGCCCAUCGAGUCAGCGCAGAGAUUGAAGCAGGCAUGGUCUGGGUGAAUAGCAGUCAAGACUGCGACCCAAGAGUACCGUUCGGUGGAGUCAAGCAAAGCGGCAUCGGUCGCGAGCUCGGAGAAGCUGGUCUCGAAGCAUACUCGCAGAUCAAAGCGGUGCAUAUCAAUAUGGGGAACACGCUCUAG